Molecule: messenger RNA, 4020 nt
Organism: Plasmodium reichenowi
Lineage: Eukaryota; Apicomplexa; Aconoidasida; Haemosporida; Plasmodiidae
Exons: 1
Coding region: 1-4020 (1339 amino acids)
Source: RefSeq, a predicted model, not a curated record
AUGAAGAAUAAGUAUGUAUUUCUAACGAAAGAAAUUAAUGUGUUUAAAUAUGUUACAAGAAACGACGAAAUAAGAAAAUAUAUAUUAAGAUGUACCUCUUUUAAUAAUAAUGGUUGUAAUAAUCAAUUCAUAAAGAAUUUAUAUUUUUAUCAUACCUAUGUUCCUACCUUUUAUUCCUAUUUGAAAAAAUUAGAAAUUAAAAAAAAAUGUCAUAUAUAUAAUGAGAAUAACAACAUUGUAAUAUAUAAAAGACUCAUAAGUAUUCAUAAAAAUAAAAAGGAAUAUCAUGUUAAUAUAAAUGAAGUGCUAAUUAAUAAUGAAGAUGAGAAAGAUAAUAAGGUAAAUAUAAAGGAAAAUAAUAAAAUGUAUAGAAAUAGUAAAGAUCAUAUACAAAAAAAAAAAAAUCAUGUAAAAAUAAAUUAUGAUAAAAUAUUAAUACAAACAAAUGAACAACAUAAAAAAUCAAAAAUAGAAGAUAAGGGGAAUGAAAAUUCUCAUGUUAGAGAAGAUGAAAUAUACUUACAUGUUAAUAAUUUAUGUAAAAAAAUUUACUACUUAAGUAAAAAUAAAAUAAAAGAUGAAAAUCUAUGGAAACAUUACUUAAUACAAUAUUAUAAAGAGAACAAAAAUUACGAUCAUAUAAAAAUAAAAAAUAUUUUUAUGUUAUUGUUGGGAAUUACAAAUAGUAACAAACAUAUAAAAGACAUGAUAAUUCUUAUUAAUGACGAGGAAAAGAUAAAUCAAAAAAGAAAAAAAAAAAAAAACAUAAAAAUUAUUGAAAUUGUUUAUAAUCAUCUAGAUAUUUUAUCAAAAAAAAUAAAUCAAAUGACAAAUAAUCAAUUAAGCAUAUUUUUAUACAUUCUUGAAAAAUGGAAUAUGAUAGAUAAUUAUAAAGAUAUUACUAAUGAAAUUAAUUUUAAAAUUUUAAACCAAACAAGUUUAAAAAAAGUAAAUAUAAAAUGUUUUUUAAAUGUUUUAUAUAUAUAUUCAAAAAAUUAUGAACAAAAUAUAAACAACAAAAACAACUACAACGACAGCAAUAAUAAUAAUAAGAAUAAUAAUAUAUGUAAAGAACAAAAGUGUGUUAUUACAAAAGAUAAAAUAAAAAUAUUUAUCAACAAAUUUGGAAAACAAAAGUUUCGUAUAGAAGAUAUUUUAUAUCUUCUAUCAUCUAUGUAUAAAUUAAAAAUAAAAAAUAAAAGCAUUUUAAAUAAUAUAAUACAAUAUUUAAAUAUACAAAAUGUUAUAAAAGAUUCAAAUUAUUUUUUAAUCCCAUCUUUGUUAUUAUCAUUAGCUAACUUAAAUAUAUAUGAUCAACAAUUAUAUUUAAAUUUCAAAAAUGUUAUAAUGGAAAAUUAUUAUUUUUAUAACUCCAUACAUUUUACAAAUUUAUUUUACUCAUUUGCUAAAUUUAAACCAGAUUAUGUACAAGAACUUUUUGAAAAAAUUGCUACCCAUAUAAUGAUGCACACAAAUAAUUCUUUUACAGAUAAUAAUGAAUCCACGCCAGAAACACAAAUCAUUUUAAAAGGAAAGGAAAAAGAAAUAAAUAACAAUCUUAAUUUAAAAAAUCAUAAAAAUAAUGAUUUUUUUGAAAAUGAAGACAAGUAUCCAAUUAAUAACAAAAUGGUGAACCAAACAAAUAAUAAUACUUUUAAUAUAUUUCAAAUCACUAAUAUUAUAAACUCAUGCAUGAAAUGUAAUUACGUAAAUUAUGAUUUUUUUUCUUAUUUACUUAAACAAGGAAAUUUAUUCAUGGAUAAUUCUGAACCUUUAGAUAAUUUAAUUAAUAUUCUUAAUUGUGUUUCAAAUAUAUUAAAAAAUUUUAAUGUCUUUAAACAUAAAUUAUAUUUUCAUUAUGAAAAAAAAGAAAAAAAUCAAUGGGAACAAGAAAAUUGGCUAGUUCACAAUGACCUGACUUGUUCAGGAAAAAAUUAUGAAAGUUCAAGAAAUAAAAUAGCUAACUGGCAAAAUAAAAUAGAGCAUAAUAAUUUAGAUAAUAAAAAUAAUAAUAUGGAUUUUAACAAAAUGAUGACAAGUCCUUUUUAUUAUUAUUAUGAUGAUGAUCCAUCAAAGGGAUAUUGUAAUUUGUUUCAAAUAUUGUAUGGUUAUAACAGUGGUUAUAAUUUAUAUACAAGUUUUAGUUCUCUAUCUUAUGUUAUAAAAUAUAAUGAACAAAUGUUUUUAAAAAAAUUUAAAGAUUCAAAUCAAUCGGAGGUACCACAUAACUUUGAAAUUCAUUUGGAUAAUAUAAGUGAUAAAAUAUUAAAAAUAAUUGAACAAAAUUUGAAUCAUGAAAAUAUGAAAUAUAUAAUUCAUAAUUUAAUGAUAAGUGUAUCUUUAUGUGAUAUAAAAUAUUUAAAUUUAUAUGCAUUGUGUUUUUUUAUUCUUAAAGAAAAUUAUUAUUAUUUAAGUAUAGACAAUUUAUAUUUGUACUUGGAAAUAUUACAUCGAAUGAAAAUAUAUAAUCAUGAUAUUUUUCACUCAAUAAUGGAAUAUAUAAAUACACAUGUACACGCCUUAGAAUCCAAAAAAAAAAUGAAAAUCUUUUUAUUAUCAUAUAAUAUUUUUCAAAAAAUGGACAACCCUGCAGAUAUGAAAGAAAUGUGUGAUUUUUUUUUAAGUUCAAAUAACAAAAUUGAGAAAGAAAAUGGUAACGAUGAUUUAAUGUUAGGAAAAUGUACACAUGAGAAAAACUUGUGGAAACUACCAACAGAUAUUGAAAUAAAGCAAAAUUUAAUAUACCUAGAAAAUUUUCAAAAGGAGUUAUUCUCUAAUAAUGAUAAUGAUAAGAUGGCAAAUCAUGAUAAUAAUCGUCAUAUCCUUGGACAUGAUAAAUUUUUUUCUACUAAUGAUGAAAAUAAGAUUAAAAAAGAAAAAUAUUUUAAUUUAAAGAAUGAAAUAAUGAUUUUUAAAAAAAUAGAGAAAACAGAAACGUUACCAUGUACUUUAAAUAUAUAUGAUUAUAUAAAUUUUUUAUUAAUUUUAAUUUUUUAUCAAUGUAAUAAUAAGAUUAAUGAAUGUGAUGAAAAAAUAAAUUUGAAUUUUUUAUUUUCAAAAGAUGCAAAUGUUAUUAUUACAAUUCAAAAUGAAGUAUAUAAAAAAAAAAAUAAUAAAAUAAAAAAUCCUUGUAAAUAUGUAAAAAAUAAACAAUAUAUGUUAGACAAAUAUUCUGAAAUGUUAAAAGAAAAUUUAUUUAAUAUUGAAUCAUCUCUUAUUCAAUUAUUUUCAAUAAUUGGUAAUUUUUUAGAAAAGGGAGAAGAUGAUAAAGAAUUAUUUGUAAAUCAAAUAAUGUUUAUUUUAGAUUUUAUAAAAAUGAUAAAUGAAAAAGUUUAUAUAAAUAUAAUGAAGAUUGUAAAGAAAAUGAAAAAUUAUGAUGAAAAUAUAAAAAGAAAAAAUAAUUUUACAACAUAUUCAAAUAAUAAAUAUUUUCAAUUAAAAAAAAUUGAUUUAGAAUAUAUAAAUUCAAAUAUUAAUAAUAAAAAGAAAAAUACAUAUAAUGAUUUUUUUUUUAAUGAAAAUAAUAUAAAUUAUAGAUAUCAAUAUCAAAGUGUUCAUAAAGCUAUACAAAUUUUCUCAGAUAAUAUAAUAAGAUAUUCACAUAAUGAAAAAAUAAAUACACAUUAUAAAAAUAAUAAAUAUAUUAUUAAAGACAUAAAAACAUUUUAUAAAUUAGACAAUUUUUUAAUAUCAGAUAUUUUACUUAUAUUAGAAAAACAAAAUAAAGAACAAAUUUUUUAUUUUCUUUUAUUUUAUCCUUUUGAAUUAAAACAAACAGUUAUCCAUAUAAAAAAUAAUACAUUUUUAUUUAAUUACAAAUAUGAUGAAACCUUUUUAUUUAAUAUGGAAAUAUUAUUUCUUUAUAAUUUUUUGAAGAACAAAUUUUCAGAAAAAACAUGUUCAUUUAGUAUUAUAGAUACUACUCAAUUUAUUGACUUUUCAAAAAAUGAAUAUACAAAUGGGCACACCAAUGAAUUUUAUGAACACUUAUUUAAUAGUAACAUGGAUGAAGAAAAUUAA